Messenger RNA from Aricia agestis (brown argus), 639 nucleotides. It is a transcript of the gene ND-B17, whose product is annotated as NADH dehydrogenase [ubiquinone] 1 beta subcomplex subunit 6. The transcript is spliced from 3 exons. Bases 95 to 583 code for a protein of 162 amino acids. The record is from RefSeq and is a predicted model, not a curated record. NCBI's taxonomy places the organism in Eukaryota, Metazoa, Arthropoda, Insecta, Lepidoptera, Lycaenidae. Gene Ontology annotation, biological process: mitochondrial electron transport, NADH to ubiquinone.
AUUAAAAUAAAAAAAAAAAAUACGAAAAUUGCGAUUUCGAUUUAUUUACUUCCAUUUAUCUUUUCAAAUAGUGGUGUGGAGUUAAUUACUGAAAAUGUCGCAAUUAGCAGGCACCAAGCCUAUGACCAUCUGUGGUCGUGUGGCAAUAGAACGCGAAAGAUGCAUUGGAAUGACUGAUGCUGAAAGAGCUUUUCGCAAGCAGUGGCUGAAGGAUCAGAUCUUAGCCCCGAACGAACCCGUACACGUUGAGGCAUAUUGGAAAGAACGCAUCAAUCCUAUCCGCCGCUUCUAUCGCAAACCCCUGGACGUUCUUUAUGAUCGCUUAACUCCAAUGCUGGGAGCACAAAGAGCUGCAGACUACAGAUACAUCACAGGAAAACUUGGAUUUAUAGCUCUCGGAAUUUUGGGAGUUCAUUACUAUUUCAAAUAUCAAGGAAAUGAUUGGACUAAGAAAGGUGGCUGGAGAGUAAUGAGGACAAAGCCAAUGGUAUUACCAGGACAACCAGGAUUUCCAUUUAAGUCCGAACGUACAACUGACUCUGAUUAUGCUGAUAGAGGUUUCAAGAAAUCUGCGUUUAACUAAAAGUGAAUAUAAUGUUAUAGAUCAAAGUUAGAAUAAAAUGAAAUACAAUAUUGUUA